Molecule: messenger RNA, 2538 nt
Organism: Amoebophrya sp. A120
Lineage: Eukaryota; Dinophyceae; Syndiniales; Amoebophryaceae
Source: the annotation of a GenBank genome assembly
CCGCAACAGUGCCGCCAACGCCAUCGUGCGGAGCCGCCAAACGACGCACGAUUACUUUGGCACUGCGCCGCCUCCCGGCGUGGAAGAUGAUUUGUUUGAUAUCAACGUUGACGUCCACGGGAGGUCAAAGAGCGCGCUCUUCUUUCCGACGAGAAAAACCACUGCUUCCACCGUCGUUGCGCGUGGUGGGCUGGUACAGGGCACCCGCACGCCGUUGUCGGUCACACACGCGACCUUGAACAGGACCGGUGACACGAGCGCGCACUUGGUACAACAGCAACCCCCGCACGCGAAAGAGUCGAUUACCACGUCCUUGAACGCGUUUGGUCUGUACGCGGAUUUUUAUGAGUCCUGCAGCAUUUUCUUCGCCGACGUGUGUUCCUUCACGAAGGUUUCUUCCCGCACAGAGCCGGAGGAGUUGGUGAAAACUUUGAAUUCCCUCUUCCGCAUCUACGACAAGUACCUGGCCAGGAACAACGUGGAAAAGAUCAAAACCAUCGGCGACUGCUACAUGGCGGCAACCGGGUUGAACGACUACAAUCAGGAGCCACCGGUGCCGGGGUCCUACAUGGGGAACCACGCCAUGCAGAUGUGCAAAUACGGGUUGGAGGUGAUGCGGCGGAUGCGGGGGAAGCGGGCGGUGCUGAACAAAAACAAAUACGGGAAGUUGGAGCCCAUGACCAUGCGGUUCGGGGUGCACAGCGGCGCUGCGGUGGCCGGCGUGAUUGGAUAUUCGAAUUUCAGUUACGAUUUGUGGGGCGACGCCGUGCACACGGCGAACCAGAUGGAAUCCAGUGGGCAAGUGGGAAAGUUGCACGUGUCGGAAUCGACUUACCAAAUGAUCAAAAUGGACUUCGAUUGCACGGUAUUUUUGAUAUAGCGCAAGUCAGUUAAAGUUACCUUAAUAUCAGAGAGCUGCAGCUGCAGUUUAGGAAAACAGAAGUUCUUCGAUUUUCAAUUAGAGUUGUUGAAAGGAAGGACUACAACGUUCAUCUGAUUGAAAAGCAAACUUCAUAAAAAUAAACCGACACUACAACUUUACAGCGACGCUACAAAUCCGAAAAGGAUCCGGAUUGCCCCGAGUUUCCCUUCCCAACUUAUUUCGUGAACGCGCACAAGCCCGGUUGCGGGCGUUCGAGGCGAAAACGUUCGACAAGAUCCUCCAGAAGGCCGUCAGUGAGAACAGCACGCGGCCAUGCCCGGCACGACUACACGGCAAUUUCUGGGCAACCACAACAACAUCCACCUCGACCGCAGAAGUUCUUAGGCAAAAAUAGAAGUACUUCUAAAACUCCCGAAUCCGCCCCCGCCGGGCAAGAAGAGCGACCGAGCAUGGCGCAGCGGUGUAUCUCGGAAUCGUGGAGAUUGUUGCAUGGGGGAGGUCGUGGAUCAUCGGCCAGUGCCCCUGUCGCAAAAGCAGGUUCCAAACCGGAGGAGAAUGAAAAUCUUCGCCAACUACAUCCUGAGCAAACCAGAUCAGGACGGGAACGGGACCGGUUGACCUGUCGAAACACGUACAUGAACCGGAGUGGGCUGCUGUACCAGGAGCAAAUUCCGAAUAACAACGUCGUUUACAGCAACAAUAAGGUCAUGCCGCACACGACCACGGCCGCCAAGUCCUAGAAUCUAUGCUGCAACUACGCGCGGGCCCGACCACCGUUUACUUUGUCGCGAAGGGGAUUUUCAUGCGGACGCAUCAACCACCCGGACGCCGAAGAGCGUUUUCACCACCCACGCGGCCGCGACGCGCAGGACACAGAGAAUCAUGUUUCGCUUGGGGAGAUUGAAGGGGAGAACAAAAAUUAUUUCAGGAGGAGCUGUUUCUGUUUGGCAGCGAUAUCCAGAAGUCGGUCCCUGUCGUCGCGGAACCCACAGCCCGGUCGUCGCGGCGGAGGGAAUCUUGAAAAUAGCCGGCCGGGAUGAGCGGAGCAGGCAUUGUGCGGAACAUAAAGGUCUUGAGGGUGGACCAAAAAGUCUUCAACCGCGAGAAUCACUCCCCGUCGCUUUAUCUUCGGGCAGACGCGAUGUUCUGGGUCAUGGGGACAAGUUGCAGUUCUUUCGAACCAGAUCAUCAACCACGACGAGGUCGUAACAAUUCUGGCACAGCUUUUAAGCAAAAUUGGGAUCGAACCUGAGAGUAAUAAAACCUGGCCACCGCGAUCGCGAAGAAGAUUUUUCCUUCACCGGCCGAUCCGUCAAGGUCGGUUUCCGGCGCAGGAGACUAAGACUCCUUCUUUCCAGCACGGUUCGAGAAAAAUCCUAUUCGUCGCUGGAUUCAAAAGUAGACCAAGACGCGCAAUAAACAGAACAAAAGUAGUACGCCAAGAAUGUCCUCGUCGUGAUCAAGAACGCAAAAUCGAAUUCAAAGAGAAAAGUUGAAGUUCUAAUAAAAACCGACAACUUGUACAUGAGCACGACGAUCUUGCUGACGUACAAAUAAAGGACGAAAUAUCCGGUCUGUGUUGCCCUACCCGAUCAGUCGUUCUUGCCGGAGAUUGGUGAGAGUAAAAAUGUGACAGCUCCUCCUUGGAUCAUUAC